Molecule: messenger RNA, 4119 nt
Organism: Plasmodium vivax (malaria parasite P. vivax)
Lineage: Eukaryota; Apicomplexa; Aconoidasida; Haemosporida; Plasmodiidae
Exons: 2
Coding region: 1-4119 (1372 amino acids)
Biological process (GO): mitotic intra-S DNA damage checkpoint signaling; DNA catabolic process; double-strand break repair via break-induced replication
Cellular component (GO): nucleus; Holliday junction resolvase complex
Molecular function (GO): 3'-flap endonuclease activity; crossover junction DNA endonuclease activity; DNA binding
Source: RefSeq, a predicted model, not a curated record
AUGGAAGGAAGUGACUUCUUGAAAAAGUUGGCGAACAGGAAAAUUCGCAGAAAUUACAGCAUACAUCCUGAAAAUGUAAUUUUUUACGAUUAUUUCAACAAUUUAAAAAGGAAGGCGAUUGCUCAGGGAUACACCAAUUUGGUUAUCUCUUUUAAAAAAAUUAUGGGCUCCAUUUUGAAGUACCCCUUGCCAAUUAAAAAUAGCCUGGAAGCCUAUAAAUUAAAGGGGGUUGGUAAGCGAUUUUCCUACUAUUUUGAAAAGGCCCUGUCGCAAGAUGCUCAAGAAAAGAAGCAAAAUAGUAUCCACAAUGGCUGCGUCACAUCGAAUGAGAAUUCCUCUCAAAUUUACACCCACAUAAAUAAAGUCAUCACAAGUGUGGACCGUUUUUUGAAGGAGCUGGACAAUGAGGUUUAUAAUUUGAGGAGAAUCGGCGAAGAGUCCGAUGAUAGCAUUAUGAGGAACAUCAAGGAGAUCAGAAAUGAUUACUCGAACAGUGACUGCAACCAGGGGGAGGUGAAAAGGAGGAAGCGGAAAGGUGGAAAGGAGAAGAAAGCAUGCGCCCAUCCAGCUGAGCGGGUUGACAAGGUUGGCCAGGUUGACAAGGCUGACCAGACUGAUCCUUCCGAUUGCGCUAAUCGCACUGCCAAUCAUGAGAGCAAGCGUGGCGAGAACAGUUGCCCUCCGGCCAACGAACUGAGCAGCCCCCCACAGUUGAGCACAAACUCGUACACAUACAAAAACAGCACCAACAUCAAUGGCUACACAAUCAUUUCGAGCAGCGCCGUAAAUUACGAAAACUCCUUUUUGGGCGAUGAUGAAGCAUCGACUCAAAAAGGGGGUCCCCCGAAUGAGCGAGUGAAGAAAAAGAGAUUCACUGGCAAAAAUAAAGAAAGCAAAAAAACGAAUGAGAUCGAAUUGAACGAUUUCGAAAAGGGAGUCAUGACGUUUCUCGACAAGUAUGAAGAUUUAUAUGACGACUGUGCUGUUAGCAAGGAAGAAAUAACCAUCGGAUUUUUAAAAUAUUAUAGGAACUCUGAAAAAAUAAAUUUCAGGAAAUUGAGUAGGCUUAUAAAAUUGGAAUUCGUAGAGAAGGUAGACAUUUGGGAAAAUAAGGCAAGUGGUGGCGUUGCCAAAAAGAGGCACCUCCUGGAUGACGUGCAGGAGACACCCAGCAGUUGCGCGGCAUCGAAUGUGUUAUCCCCCUCGAGUGUGUCCAAUGCGAAAAGGGCUAAAAUGAAAAUCGUUAACAAGGUGAGGUUGACCGUAAAGGGGAGGGAAUUCCUGCGGAGGGGGAAGCAGGAAAAGGAGAAGCAGAACGGGGAAGAGCCGAAAACACUGGAAGAUCCCCCCCACGCGGAUAACCCCAAACCGAGGGACCCCACCGCAGAUGCAGCAGAAGGGGAAGAAAAAUCUACUUCUGAGAGAGACAAAGAAAAUAAAGUGAGCGAGUCAAACCACAUAAUCAAAUCUGAGGACAGUUUCAAAAGCGCUGAAUAUUUAUCUACCAAGAUGAACGAGUCGGAGGAACGACUAAGGAAGGAAAUUACCUACAGUGAUGGUGAAAAUAGCCACUUGUUUGGAAAGGGCAAAAUUGUUGGCGAAAAUCUGUUUGAUGAUUUUUUCCCCCUUAGACAUGGUUCAAAUGGACACCCGGGGGGGGUACUACACGAUCAUGAAGAAGAUAGUCCAGCGGGGGGGAAUAAUACCAAGGAGGAUUACUCACGAAAGGGGGGUGCCUCCUUUUUGGAGAGUGAACUUUUGAGCAAGUCUGAGGGUGCAAACUGUGGUACCUCCUUUGACAUGGCGGUAAAGGAUCAAGCGGGUAACUGUCCUCUGGAGAGCGGAGGAACCAAUCAGGCAGAACUGGCCAACAAAGUAGAAAGGAUUCGUGACGAAUGGGAUAAUCCGCUUAACUCUGUCUGCGAAUCAACCAUGCCGUGGAAAGAAGAAAAAAAUGAUCUCGCCAAUUUUGAAUUACAAAUGGAAAGAAAAAAGAAAGAAAUUAGAAAAAAGUUGAAAAUAAGUUUGAGGGAAAAAAUACAAAAAAAAAAGAAAAGGGAUGAAAAUAAUUUAUGGGCUGAGGAGGACCAGUCGAGUAGCAACUCUGAUGAGUCGGAGAAAGGCAAAGGGGAAGAUAAAGUCGAAGGGGAGGGAAGUGGCCUGCCCGAAAGGAGUUCCUCCCAGGGGGGGAAGCAACCCAGUGGUGUAACUGAUGGAGUUAAAAGAUCUCCAGACGGGAACAAGCCGAAUGGGGAUGAGCAGAGUGAGGAGGGUUCCCAACUGUUUCGCAGCUGGGAGAACUGCAAAGUACAACCAUGGGAGGUGAAUAUAAGUGCUCCAGAUUCAGCAGAUGCUGAGACAGAACUGCAUAUUAGGAAAAUAAAAAAAGCACUCUCCCGUGAUGGGAAUCACAAUAUUAGUGAAGACGCUCGCGAAAAUGUUUUUUUUACCAUUGAUGGGGAUACAUCGGAUGAGCAAAGUUUUCAACUCGGCGGUAGGGAGGGCAGCGAAAGAGGCAGAUCAGUGGGGCCGUCUACCCGUGACAAUCUCCAAAUGGAGAACCCCCCCCAGUGUAACCUCUUUUGCAAAGGGAUUACAUCAAAUUUGAGCAACAACAAACAACCGCGCAGUGAUGACGUAAUCGAUUUGUUUGCAGAGGAGGGGGGAGAUGCCUCUUGUGGGCGUAUUUCCUCAGUUGGGGGUAAAACGGAGGGGAAGCGAAAGUGGAGCGCCUCGCUGGAUAGCGGGGGAGGAGAGUUAAAAAGUGAGCCAAAAAGGAGAAGAAGAAAAAAAAAAGGGGAGAAGCGGUUGGACGAAGAGGAGAAAAACGCUCAAUCAGGGGAGGCGAGCACAAAAAAGAAAAGAAAAAACGAAAAUGACCACACGAGGGGAAGUCCCAAAGGAGCGCGUAAGUUAAGCCAAAAGGCAAAGCGAAAGGAAGACCGCGAUGCACACCCUGAUGGGGAUACGCACACCGAAGGGGGCGAGCAAGUGACCUAUGGGCCGUAUGAAAUCGUCAUGGUGAUCGACAACAGAGACAUAUCAGGGACGAGCCAGGAGCUGAAUGAAAAGAUGAAAAAAAUAUUCCAACGCAAUGGGGUAAAAUACCUAACUAGGAACCUGCCCCUGGGUGAUAUCAUCUGGUUGUGCAGGAGGAGGGUGUAUAAUGGAGCUAAGUCGAAGAGGAAAAGGGGCAGAAAAGGUGCGAACAAGGAGAAGCAGCGCCAUCACGAAUGGAGUGGCGAGGCCAGCCAAAUGAGCAGCCUACGAAAGAGCAACGCUCACUGCAGUGGAGGUUACGACCGAGGGAGGGAGGACCGGCGGGAGGGAGACAAAAAAGGAACCGCGACGUUCGAAGAAAGUGCUGCAUGCGAAGAUACCGCCGCGUGCGAAGAAAACGCCGAGUACGAAGAGCACGUAUUAAAGUGGAUAGUAGAGCGGAAAACCCUUAACGACCUAAGUGCAAGCAUAAUCGACGGAAGGUAUGAUGAGCAAAAAUAUCGCCUCAUGCGAUCGAAAGAAACCUCACAUAUAAUAUACCUCAUAGAGAACAGCAACAAUUCGUUUAAGAAUUACACCAGCUCGACUAGAAUUUCGUAUGAAACGCUUCUAAAUGCUCAGCAUAGUAUUCAGUUGGUUAGUGGGUUCUCCAUUUUGACUAGCCAAAGUCUGACUCACACCUUUUUUUUAUUGGCUGAAAUGCACACAGAGAUUGUAGAAAGCAUCCGUCUGCUUGCUAACACGGGGGAAGGAGAACCCAUAAGACACACCAACGAGUUGGAGGUGUAUUUGCGAGACAAUGCAUCCGAAUGGGACCAGUGGAACAAUGACUCUAAGAAAUCGAAGAACAAUUUGGUGAAGGAAGUUUUUGGGAAGCAACUGCGAUUGAUUAAUAUGUGCGGGCCUGAUGCUACGGAGUUGAUUUUGUCUCUGUGGCCUACUCCGAUGAAGCUGCACGAGGCGCUCAAUAGGUAUACCCACGAUGGGAUUUUGGCCGAGAAGAUCAAGCGGAUUUACCUCAAACGGCGCGGCCUGCUGGGGAAGCGGCGUGUGAAGUCUCCCGUCGAUGCGAACCUCAUUGCGCAGCUGCGGCAGCUCUAUGCCCCGGACUCGAUUUAG